AUGCAGGUGCAGAGAUGUCAGGGAGUACUACGUGCCCCUCCGCCCGGAAGGGCCGAGUCGUUGACGUUUCAAGAAGUCGACUUCUCCGAGUGCAACCUGACGAAUGACACCCUGAAAGUGGUGCUGGACAUUUGCAAACGGUGUCCAAAACUUCGGAUUUUGAAGUUAUUCAAAAAUAAGCUCGAUGAUGGCGCCACCAAGAGACUGGCAGAAAUGCUGCUGAAAACACCAGAGCUGGAGGAACUGCAUUUGUCGCACAAUCUCUUCACAGCAGAUGGUGUGAAAUGCCUCGUAGCGGCUGGAGAAACUUUCGCCUCUGACGACAAGUCACAACCACUCUGGUUGAGACUAGAACAAAACAGCGUGGAGAAUCCGGAGAUGGUCAUCGAUGAGCUGGAAGAGGAGUUUAGCGUCUGCAGACGUUCUGAUAGUGUGAGAUGUACAGUCCGCACUUGUGUGAACAAGAAGAAGGUGCACCUUCCUUUCUUCCACCUGCAACGGCAGCCACUUCGUUUCAAAUCGAGAGCUGAACUGGCAGCUGAGGCAAAAGCCAAGCAAGGUCCGCCGGUUCCAACUCGUUCAAUCUCACGACCCGAAGCAGGAGCACCAAAGGCAGCGAAGCCUUGCGCCUGGGGGCAAGGUAGAGACAAUGGCAGUCCCGUGUCACAGAUGUCGUCUGGGUAUCCCACAGCGGGUGCUAAAAACCCAGAGGCCAAGACUCUGCCCGAGAAACCUGAGGCACCCAUGAAGCCAGUUUGGAAGGCGGGAAGCCGACCGUCCGUGGUUUUGGACAGCUUUGGGCAACGGCGUACGAUGCCGGAUCAGUUGAAUGGGGUCGAUCCAACCCCCUUUGUUUGCUCCUUGUGCCACUUUGUGAUGAUCAAGCCUUUGAUCACACGAUGCUCGCACAUUUUUUGCUCGUGCUGCUUUAGGCAAUGGGUGCAACAGGAGGUCGAACUGCACAAGAGUCAGAAUAAGACGAACGGCGCACCUCCUGUAGCGGUGCCACAAAUCAGAUGUCCUCAAAGGGGCUGCGACCAGUUCCUGAAGAAGACGGAUGUCGAGCCCGCUGAUGAUGGAAAGACCAGCGGCGUCCAGUUGUUCCAACGGCUCCGCAAUAAUCUUAUUAUUCGCUGUGUGCAUCAUCUGGAUCAUCACAAGUUCGAAUUUGGCCAAGAUGCCAGCCGCCUCUUAGAGAAAGGCCACAUCCAGGUUUCAACAGCCGUCGUUUGCGCAAGGUCCGAUUUAAAGAUGCCCAGGGGCAUUGCACUGGAUCUGACGGAAGGGCGGAUGUAUUGGGCUGAAGAUGGCACCAAGAUGAUCCGCAGCGCCACCCUGGAUGGAGAUGAUCUCAGAGAUGUCAUUGAAAAAAAAGAGGUUCAAGAAGCACCAAGAGAUGUGGCGAUAGAUCCAAUCAAUCAGAAGAUCUACUGGACAGCUCUGUGCUGUGGUAUACGCAGAGCUGAUCUCAAUGGUACGAAUGAGGAGGUUGUGGCAAAAGCAGAGUUUGCCAGUGGAGUAGCAGUUCUCAACGAACAGGUUUACUGGGCAGACUGGAUGCGAGGACAGAUCCUCCGCCACAACGUGAAAACUGGAAGAGAGGACGCGAUUGUCACAGGCUUGGCAUCGCCUGUAGACGUUGCUCUCGGUAGCCACCAGAUCUAUUGGUCCGAUGUCGGCGUGGGUCGAACACAGCGGGCCUCCUUAGAUGGUGGUGAUGUUCAGUUCUUGAACAUGAGCUGGUUGGUCAUGAACACCUAUGGCAUGGCAGUAGAUUCUGACCUGGGAAAGUUGUACAUGGCAGAUUUUGAGAAGACGGGCAAGUUCACAGGGAAAAGCACUGACUACACUGGCCGCAUCCGGCGGGCCAACUUAGAUGGAAGCGAUGCCGAGGUCUUAGUGAGCGAGCCUGGAAUGAGCAUGCCGUAUGGUGUCGCAGUGGAUGCCGAAAGGAAUCAGGUCUACUGGACCGAUCGCAAGGCAGGACGCAUUCAGCGCCUCACUUUGGUGUGCCAAAGGGGUGUUCAGGACGUGCGAAGUAGAACCAAUAGCACAGUGGUGCAAGUGCCACAUGGAAAAGUCCUGCACGGAAGCUCCACCACAGUGUCGUGUCCAGCUGGCUACAAUGGCACCGUAACUUUUGCUUGCAACGACGACGUCCUCUCACUGAACCGCGGGAAAUGUGGAGCGCGCUGUGAUGCGGGCGCAUAUGAGUUGAUGAAUGACCUUUCUUUGGAUUAUCCGGAUAUGGACGACCGAGAAGAAUUGACCAUGCAAUGCCCCAACCCACUGGCAGGAACGGUGCAGUUCAGGUGUCAGGAUGGUGUUGUACUACGUCAUGUCAACAACUGUCGCAAAGCGCACACCUGUCCUGCGGGUCACUUCUUGCUUGGCCAUGCACGGGUCGAUCACACUGCCAUGGACCAUGGAGUUUGGAUACAAAAAGAGUGUCCGAGUGGCUUUGAAGGUUCAUACUUUUUGCAGUGCGAGGAUGGCUCCAUGAUUGCGAAGCACAACAGCUCGUGUCGUGCCACCUGCACGUCUGCAGGGAGUCUUUGGGUAGAUGAGGGUAGAGUGGAGGUGUCCCAUGGGAAGAUCAUCGAAGGUGGCAAGGUGAAGGUUCUCUGUCCAAGCGGGUCCGCGGGUGAAGGCGUCGACUUAUCCUGCGAAGGUGGGUAUAUCGACGUCACAAAUGGGACGUGCAAUCGGUCCUUCUUUUGCCUACCUGGAUACGUCUCUUCGAACAAUGCCAGUGUGUACCACGACAAGCUCGAUAAUUCUGAAAAUAUCGUUUUGGCGUGUCCGGAGGGUUACUCGGGUUCUCUGGAUGUGGCCUGCAACAAGGGGGAGGUUUCCAUCCUGGAGACAGCCAGCACUCAGUGCCACAAGAUCUGCCCUGCUGGAGUGGUGACUCUGGAUGGAAUCGAAAUUGCGCACGGAGACUUGGAGCAUACUCAAAAAGUAGAGCUGGAGUGCCCUGAGCACUAUACAGGUCGUUUGCCUUUCGUUUGCGUCGAGGGCAAUGUGACCUGUGUGGAUUGCUCUUGCAUACCAACCGAACAGGUUACAGGGAAUGCCGGGGCGCUGUCGACCGAUCUUCCAAUCGCUGCACUGGCUGCUGGUGUUACCGCAGCAGUUCUUAUAAUUCUAUUUGGCUUCGGUCUUUUGAGACAUCGUAUGUUAAAGCGGAGGGCUAUGGCAGCAGCUGUGGCUGUAGCCGUGGGUGACAUCCCGGCUCCUCCCUCCUCAUCAUGCCUGGAUAUCCUGCCAAAGACAGGAUCCAGGUCGGGUCAUUCCGCCAGCUCUUUGCCGACGGGAUCGACAGGGAAAGCCUCAGCGACCACAUAUCCAGCCCGUGGGGAUACGGAUUUCUUGGAGCUGGUCAUAGACGCCGCUUUGCCCUUGCCCCUCUACUGGGCCACCAGAGAUGGGGUCCACAUCUUUCCAGACCCCAAUCGAAUCGCAGAGAUUCAACGACUUAUGACUGAUACCUGGGAGAUGAAAUUCAGCCGCGAUCGGCGCCUGGUCCACGGCUCCGAGGCGGUUCCCCUGGGCUGUCGCGUGGCCAACGUGCUCCGGGUGGAGAAUCACCGGGCUUUCGCGCGAUAUUCGAGCUAUAAAGAUGGCUUGAGGAUGAAACGGCCUGGACCUUGCACUUUGUUCCCGGUGCGAACCAGCAACAGGAUCAAUCUCCUUGAUGAAGACGUCAACGAGAAUUAUUUGUUUCACGGCACCAAUCCAGAAUCAGCCCAGUGCAUCGCCAGGGACUUCUUUCGCGUGGAGAGAGCUGGCAGCUCCGCAGGGAGUAUGUUUGGACCAGGCAUCUACCUGGCAGAGAACGCCAGCAAGAGCGACGAGUAUGCCAAAGAAGGUUCGGGCGUCUACGUGGGCCUUUGUGCGAUGCUGCUUUGUCGUUGUGCUCAAGGGGAGGUCCUGACAGUGUCUGAAGCCAAAGAUACAAGAGAGGCCGUUCGCGCUGGCUAUGAUUCUGUUUGUGGUGACCGAUUAGCAGCCGUGGGAACAUUCCGCAUUUCCUGCUCCUGGAGUGGCGCUCCAUCCGCGUAUGAGGAGCACAUGUCCCACAAUUGCGCAGUGGAGAACUAUCUUAUGUCGGAGUCAAGUGUGGAUACGAUCAACUCAAAUGAAGGCACCCGAUCUCAAUACGAGGCGGAGCCUGAGCCAGAGGACUCCGUCGCUGCGGAGCCGAAGGCUGAUAGUACCAUGAUGAAUCCCACUGAGGGGGAGGUCAGGAUUGCCUUGUACGACUACAUUCCCGCUGAAGGGGAGGAGGCCCAGAUAAAGAUCAGCCAGAAUGACUACAUUAGAGUCUUUCAGGCGAGCCUGCACGAUUGA
This is a messenger RNA of Cladocopium goreaui, 4353 nucleotides long. The record is from the annotation of a GenBank genome assembly. Lineage: Eukaryota; Dinophyceae; Suessiales; Symbiodiniaceae.